GCGCUCGCCCCAACCCCAGACGCCAUUGCCCACGCCCCCAUGGACGGCGGCGGCGCCGGAGCGGCCUACACCGCGCGCACGGCGGAGGAGGUCUUCCGCGACCUCCGCGGCCGCCGCGCCGGCAUGAUCAGGGCCCUCACCGACGAUGUGGACAAGUUUUUCAAGCUCUGCGACCCCGAAAAGGAGAACUUGUGCCUUUAUGGAUAUCCCAAUGAGACAUGGGAAGUCACCUUGCCAGCUGAGGAAGUACCCCCAGAGAUCCCUGAACCAGCAUUAGGAAUCAACUUUGCUAGGGAUGGAAUGAAUGAGAAGGAUUGGUUGGCGCUAGUUGCAGUUCACAGUGAUUCCUGGUUACUGUCUGUAGCUUUCUACUUUGGAGCCCGCUUUGGGUUUGACAAAGAAACUAGGAGGCGACUCUUCAACAUGAUAAACAACUUGCCCACUAUAUAUGAGGUGGUGACAGGAGCUGCCAAGAGACAGUCCAAGGAGAAGACACCCAACACCAACAGUAGUAGCAAGAGCAAUAAGCCUAGUUCGAAAGUGCAGUCGAGGGCCGAGCCUCGUGCGAAGGCUAAGCUGUCAGCCCCCAAGGAUGAGGACGAGGAUAGCGGCGAUGACGGCGGUGAUGACGAGGAAGAAGAGCACGACAACACCCUGUGCGGAACCUGUGGGACCAACGAUGGCAAGGACGAGUUCUGGAUCUGCUGUGACAACUGCGAGAAGUGGUACCAUGGGAAGUGCGUCAAGAUCACCCCCGCCCGGGCGGAGCAUAUCAAGCAGUACCGGUGCCCAGACUGCGGCAACGGCAACAGCAACAAGAGGAUCAAGACAUGAGCAGCGACAAAGUGUCGUCGGAGGGAAGUUGCUCGCUGCAAGGAAAAAACCAUGUGCGUCAAGAGCGUCAAGGUCUCUAGAUAUCAUCAUUAUUUAUGGCUUAGUUUCCAACUAGUCUGUAAGCGUGUGUUUUCUAUUUAAGAAACUUGAGAUUUUCGUGUGUUGUUGACAUCAGCCUGUAAACUGUCUGGCUCAGGGUACUGCCAACUGACCAUUUCUUCAUUAUUCGUGGAUUAUCUAGUUCA
Messenger RNA from Lolium rigidum, 1079 nucleotides. Its product is annotated as PHD finger protein ALFIN-LIKE 6-like. The transcript is spliced from 5 exons. Gene Ontology annotation, biological process: regulation of DNA-templated transcription. Gene Ontology annotation, molecular function: transcription cis-regulatory region binding; transcription coregulator activity; histone binding. The coding region runs from base 40 to 834 and encodes 264 amino acids. Gene Ontology annotation, cellular component: nucleus. NCBI's taxonomy places the organism in Eukaryota, Viridiplantae, Streptophyta, Magnoliopsida, Poales, Poaceae. The record is from RefSeq and is a predicted model, not a curated record.